This is a messenger RNA of Miscanthus lutarioriparius, 1308 nucleotides long. The record is from the annotation of a GenBank genome assembly. NCBI's taxonomy places the organism in Eukaryota, Viridiplantae, Streptophyta, Magnoliopsida, Poales, Poaceae.
AUGCAGAUCUUUGUUAAGACCCUGACCGGCAAGACCAUCACUCUCGAGGUCGAGAGUUCAGACACCAUCGACAAUGUUAAAGCCAAGAUCCAGGACAAGGAGGGCAUCCCCCCGGACCAGCAGAGGCUCAUCUUUGCUGGCAAACAGCUAGAGGAUGGCCGCACCCUGGCUGACUACAAUAUUCAGAAGGAGUCUACCCUCCAUCUUGUCCUGCGCUUGAGGGGUGGCAUGCAGAUCUUUGUUAAAACUCUUACAGGCAAGACAAUUACACUGGAGGUUGAGAGCUCUGACACCAUCGACAAUGUCAAGGCCAAGAUUCAGGAUAAGGAGGGCACUCCCCCGGAUCAGCAGAGGCUCAUCUUUGCUGGAAAGCAGCUAGAGGAUGGUCGCACCCUGGCUGACUACAACAUCCAGAAGGAGUCUACCCUCCACCUUGUCUUGCGCCUGAGGGGUGGCAUGCAGAUCUUUGUCAAGACAUUAACUGGCAAGACAAUCACACUGGAGGUUGAGAGUUCUGACACUAUCGACAAUGUCAAGGCCAAGAUUCAUGAUAAGGAGGGUAUUCCGCCGGACCAGCAGAGGCUCAUCUUUGCUGGCAAGCAGCUCGAGGAUGGCCGCACCCUGGCUGACUAUAAUAUCCAGAAGGAGUCUACCCUGCAUCUGGUCUUACGCCUCCGAGGAGGGAUGCAGAUCUUUGUGAAGACACUUACUGGGAAGACUAUCACACUUGAGGUUGAGAGCUCCGACACAAUUGACAAUCUGGAGGAUGGGCGCACAUUGGCUGAUUACAAUAUCCAGAAGGAAUCCACCCUUCAUCUUGUCCUGCGUCUCAGAGGAGGGAUGCAGAUCUUCGUCAAGACCUUGACUGGCAAGACCAUCACACUCGAGGUGGAGAGCUCUAACACAAUUGACAAUGUCAAGGCAAAAAUUCAGGACAAGGAGGGCAUCCCACCGGACCAGCAGCGGCUCAUCUUUGCUGGGAAGCAGCUGGAGGAUGGGCGCACCUUGGCUGACUACAACAUCCAGAAGGAAUCCACUCUUCAUCUUGUCCUGCGUCUUAGGGGUGGCAUGCAAAUCUUUGUCAAGACGCUGACUGGCAAGACAAUCACGUUGGAAGUGGAGAGCUCUGACACCGUUGACAAUGUGAAGGCCAAGAUCCAGGACAAGGAAGGGAUUCCUCCAGAUCAGCAGAGGCUCAUCUUUGCUGGGAAGCAGCUUGAGGACGGGCGCACCUUGGCAGAUUACAACAUCAAGAAGGAAUCCACUCUUCAUCUCGUCCUGCGCCUCCGUGGUGGCCGUGUUAACUGA